Messenger RNA from Limulus polyphemus (Atlantic horseshoe crab), 549 nucleotides. Its product is annotated as protein quiver-like. The transcript is spliced from 4 exons. Lineage: Eukaryota; Metazoa; Arthropoda; Merostomata; Xiphosura; Limulidae. Bases 1 to 549 code for a protein of 182 amino acids. The record is from RefSeq and is a predicted model, not a curated record. Gene Ontology annotation, biological process: regulation of synaptic transmission, cholinergic; positive regulation of voltage-gated potassium channel activity; sleep.
AUGGCUGAAAAUGAGAAAUACGCUUCUGAUGUCUAUCAUGAUACUUUACUCAACACAAAAACAACUACAUUUUCUCUUUCUCAAAAAGGAAAUAAUUCUAAGUUUAACAAUGAACAAGAAUGUAACGUGGACUCUAAUUUAUUUGCUGAUUUCUGGAAACCUAGUGACUGUCUAGGACGGGUGAAACGUUGUUUCACGUGUAGGUCACGAGGGGAACUUGGAGACUGUAAGGACCCCUUUAUCCACAAUUCUACAGACGCGGAGAAGUUGCGAGAUCUCGAGGCAGCUCCCUGUGCUUCGGGAUGGUGCGCGAAGAUCGUCGAAGGACAGAAAGAUUCAUCUUAUGUAGCCACGGAGCGAAUCUGUUUGCCAAGGGCACCAGGUGACAGCACGGAACGAUGUGAUAAAACGCUAUAUCGACACCGUCGUGUGUUCAUGUGUUUCUGUCGUGGUGAUCUAUGUAAUGCCGGAACAUCAUUUUUUUCCCAAAAACUUGUUGUAUUGCUUCUCUUAGGCAUGUUAACUUUCGCCAUCUAUUGGUACAUCUGA